Messenger RNA from Vitis riparia (riverbank grape), 1831 nucleotides. RefSeq names its product tafazzin. The coding region runs from base 172 to 1554 and encodes 460 amino acids. Lineage: Eukaryota; Viridiplantae; Streptophyta; Magnoliopsida; Vitales; Vitaceae. The transcript has 7 exons. The record is from RefSeq and is a predicted model, not a curated record. Gene Ontology annotation, biological process: phospholipid metabolic process.
CUCGCAUUCUCUCUCUUUCUUUCUCUCUUCUCCCUCCCUCCCUCCACUGCAAAUUUAAUGGAAGCACAUUUAUAAUCUCUCUAGAAACCCUAGGAUCUGAGUCUUCAGUUUUGUUGCUUCUCCCUCUAGAAACAAUAGGAACCCCUGGGGAUCGCGGGUGGAGUUUCAGAAAUGGAGGAUCUUUGGAAGAGCAGAGCUCGGUCUCUGCAGCUUCGGCUCCGAGACCGCUUCCGAAUCGCCGUCGAUCGUCAUCGCCGCCUGCCGAUGUUCUCCACUGACGGAUAUUUCUCUUCGACGCUGCAGAGAUGGCUUCGCCGAGUUCGUGAUUUUCGCAGAGACUCGUUGCCGUCUUCUUCAGCUUUCUAUCGCAAACGAGUUGGCAAGGACAUUGGUGCAGAAGAAGAUUCAGUGUUUGUGCGCAUGCUUCAAGCACUUGCAGUUCCUGUUAUUGGAAAUGUUUGUUAUGUAUUUAUGCAUGGCCUUAAUCGUGUCCAAGUAUAUGGUGCAGAAAAGUUGCAUGAAGUAUUGCUGCAUAGACCAGAGAAUAAGCCUCUAAUAACGGUAAGCAAUCAUGUUGCUUCUAUGGAUGAUCCACUUGUUAUUGCUUCAUUACUUCCACCAAGUGUUCUAUUGGAUGCUCGAAGCUUGAGAUGGACAAUGUGUGCAACUGAUCGAUGUUUUAAGAAUCCAGUGACUUCUGCCUUCUUUCAAUGUGUCAAAGUUUUGCCAGUUUCUCGUGGCGAAGGGAUCUACCAGAAGGGCAUGGACAUGGCUGUUUCAAAAUUGAACAGUGGAGGUUGGGUUCACAUCUUUCCAGAAGGUAGUCGUUCCCGGGAUGGUGGGAAAACUAUGGGGUCUGCCAAGAGAGGUGUAGGGAGGUUGGUCUUGGAUGCAGACAAUACCCCAAUUGUUGUCCCAUUUGUGCAUACGGGGAUGCAAGAGGUCAUGCCUAUAGGAGCAAACUUCCCUAGGAUUGGUCAGGCGGUGACAGUUCUUAUUGGUGAUCCCAUUCAUUUUGAUGAUUUACUGAAUGAGGAACAAACCCAACAUAUGUCAAGAGGAAAACUAUAUGAUGCAGUGUCUUCAAGGGUCAGCCAUCGACUGCAGGAAUUAAAAGUGCAAGUCGAUAAACUAACCCUUGAACAUUCAAUUCAACUGCAAAAUCAUGACAUGCAAACGACAGAGCGGGCUGCUGGGAUUUUGCACCAAGUUGAUUGGGAAUCAUUUGGCAUGGGAAGCUAUAUCACUUCUGAGGAUGAUGAUUCAUCAUCGAGACUAGAAAUCCAGUCCCCAAUGAAGCUAAAUGUCACAAACACCCAAGAGCAUGCUCCAUCUGAGAGGUAUUUUGGAAUGGGUUUCUCCUAUGAAGGCGGGAUUGUGUCAAGGAUUCGCGGCUUCAUGGACCCGACAGAGCUAAUGGGUUUCGCCGCCAGGGGCUUAUUUUUGAACCGGAGGGCAGAGGAAAAACUUGCAAGCAUUCAAGAGAUUAGGCCCUUGAAGGCGUGGAAACAAUUCUUGGAAGCCAAUAUACUACAACAGUGGAAUGCCUGCUAAUUGGGAUAUAACUGGAGGUACAUGUACUUCCUAAUUUAGAAUUUGCUUCAGUCAGCACCAGAUUUUUAGUCGCAUAAAAAUAGAGAAAAUGCAUGGACAGUUUUCGUGUGAGUUCGACAUUGGUGGGGCUUAUGGUAUUGAGGCCCACAGCUCCAGCGGCUUCCAUAGAAAUUUGUUUUUGCCCCCAUUCUCAUCUGUUGCUAUGUUUCUGGACACGGUGAUUGGACUAAAAAAUUUCAUUUUGAGCCGCAAAAAAGCUUUUAUAGGUUGUUGAAUA